UCACCACAUCUCUUAUCAGCUGCUCUGGUUUGAUUCUUUUUAGUUUUUUGUCUUGCAAACUGACAGUGGAAAGAGCAACAGUAAAAAGGCAGGUUGUAUUGAUGUUUGAGUUGAUUCUCCACAGAAAACGUUGGUAGGGAAUAAAGAACUGGGCAAACCGGAUCUGUUCUGACUGAAAUAGUUUGCUGUUGCAGAACAACAUGACUGAUGAGAAUACAACGUUUCAAUAUGACACCGACUAUAAUGAUGAGCUUUGUCGUAAAGAGGUGGUGGUGAAAGUCGGAUCCUUUGUUAUUCCGAUCUUUUUCAUAGCAGUGAUUGUGUUGAGCUGCAUCGGUAACAUCCUCGUUCUGGUCAUCCUUGCACUCUACGAGAGUCUCAAAUCACUGACCAACGUCUUCAUCCUUAAUUUAGCUGUGUCAGAUCUGCUGUUCACUUUUGGACUUCCGUUUUGGGCCUCGUACUACAUCUGGGGUUGGAUUUUUGGAGAUGUUGGCUGUAAAGCUGUGAAGUUCUUCUUCUAUGUGGGCUUUUACAGCAGCGUGUUGUUCUUGACUCUAAUGACCGUUCAGCGUUACAUGGCAGUGGUUCAUCCUCUGUCUGACUGGGAGAGAUGCAGAGGCCUUUCAAUUUCUCCUUUUAUCGUCUGGAUCCUCAGUGCAACGGUUGCAAUGCUUAAUUCACUUCAUAGCCAAGUCAUGACAGAAUCUGACAACCUGUACUGUGAAUAUGGCAGUGUUGAGUGGAAAUCUGGCAUUGUUUAUUUUCAAAAUGCUUUUUUCUUCACUGCAUUUGUAAUCAUGGGUUAUUGCUAUGGCAGAAUGCUUCGGACAAUCACAAACUCACGGACUAAUAAGAGACAUAAGACUGUCAGACUAAUAUUCUGCAUUGCAAUGGUGUUUUUUAUUGGCUGGGCUCCAUAUAACAUUGUCAUGUUCCUAAAAAAUUUAACAGGCUAUCCAUUCACAGACUGUGAUGUAAGUAUUGGUCUAGAAUAUGCAUAUUAUGCUUGCCGGAUGUUAGCUUUUACACACUGUUGCUUGAACCCUGUGUUUUAUGUUUUUGUUGGUGUAAAGUUCAGGAAUCAUCUAAAAAUGAUUCUGCAGAAGAUCUUUAAAAAAAAAAACCUCAAUUCCGGUCAAAACAGAUUGGCAAAAAAUCAGUCGCAGGGUUCAAUGUAUUAAGAGAAAACUCAAAAACUUUUACCGAUUGCAGUGAACUGACUUUUUAACUUUUAAAACACAGUGUGAAUGAUAUUUAGAGAGAGAUGCUGUUUCAACUAUUUUUAUUAUUAUUAUUAAUAUGCUGGAGCUGAUUAUUUGAAAACUUUGUUGAGCCAUUGCAAAGCUUCUGCGUGAUUAAAAUUGAUAUAAAUAAAGUGCCACUUUACAGGAUAAUUCCUCUCUCUGUCAAGCAGCAAAAGCAUUCAGUUGUGAGAAAAUUAUAACCAGUGUUCUUCUUUUUUUUUUUUUUUUUUUUGUGGUUUAAGUUCUCAUUUUUUGUUGGUAAAAAAUAUAAGUGAAAGUAUAUGUAAUCAUAGAAUCCCACCAACAAAUGUGUCGUUAGUAAUGCAGAAAAUAUUCCAACAUGAAAUUAAAAUAUUUAUAUUCUGUC
Messenger RNA from Cyprinus carpio (common carp), 1614 nucleotides. RefSeq names its product chemokine XC receptor 1-like. Gene Ontology annotation, cellular component: membrane. Gene Ontology annotation, biological process: G protein-coupled receptor signaling pathway; chemotaxis; immune response. Gene Ontology annotation, molecular function: chemokine receptor activity. Lineage: Eukaryota; Metazoa; Chordata; Actinopteri; Cypriniformes; Cyprinidae. The record is from RefSeq and is a predicted model, not a curated record.